This is a messenger RNA of Achroia grisella, 1350 nucleotides long. RefSeq names its product lipase 3-like. NCBI's taxonomy places the organism in Eukaryota, Metazoa, Arthropoda, Insecta, Lepidoptera, Pyralidae. Gene Ontology annotation, molecular function: hydrolase activity, acting on ester bonds. The coding region runs from base 1 to 1350 and encodes 449 amino acids. The record is from RefSeq and is a predicted model, not a curated record. The transcript has 6 exons. Gene Ontology annotation, biological process: lipid metabolic process.
AUGUGGUCACGACUUUUUCUGAUAUAUUUUUUUGUGGUGUGUGGCAUAGCCUUACCGGCUGAAAGAGAUAGACCCGUAUUCACUAUUGAUCAAAUACCCCAAUGGAUUGAAUAUGACGGAUAUUCAGCUGAAGUCCACAAUGUCAACACACCUGAUGGGUACAUACUGGAGUUGCAUAGGAUACCGUACGCACAGCACCAGAGUGCAUCCUCUACUAGAAGGCCAGUGGUUUUCUUGAUGCACGGCCUGAUGGCGGCUUCCAACUCCUACAUUACCCUUGGACCACGAUAUAGCAUAGCUUACAACUACGCGGAUGCCGGUUUCGACGUGUGGAUGGGCAAUGCCCGUGGUAACAGACUAUCACGCCAUCACGAAGCACUCAACCCAGAUGAUGAUGAAGAGAAACUCAAAUUCUUCGACUUCAGUUUCGAAGAAAUUGGGAUUGAUGUUGCUCAAAUGAUUGAUUAUGUCUUGGAGGUUACUGGCGAAGAGAAACUUCAUUACAUAGGCCACUCGCAGGGAGGUACAGUGUUUCUUGUGUUGGCCUCCAUGUUGCCGGAAUAUAAUGAGAAAUUUACCUCGGUUCACCUUAUGGCCGGUGUUGGAUACCAAGAUUAUUUCCCAAGUAGAAUACUGCGUUUCCUAGCCAGUUAUACUGAUGAGAUUCACGCUGCAGCUCUCCGUUUGGGUUUGGUAGAAGUAUCAUCUUCUACUCUGAACUUGAGUCCUGAUUUGACAGAUAUAGCAGUAGGAGAAAAUUUACAGGACUAUUUAAAUAUUCUCAUCGCUAUUAUUCAAUAUCUGAGGGAUGUCACAGACACAGGUAUAGAACAAGAUGUACCAGAUAUGUUCGGUGGAGCUGCCUUAAAACAAAUCGCACAUUAUGGUCAAAACAUAAGAGACAAAGCAUUCAGACGAUGGGAUUACGGUGCAGUUAAAAACAAUGAAGUAUAUGGAACAGUCACGCCACCAAUAUACGAUUUAAGUUUGAUAACAGCUAACGUAACAAUGCAUUAUACCAUUAAUGAUAGACUGCUUGAUGAGCGUGACGUAUUAGCUAUGGCAAGAGACAUGCCUAAUACAGUUCCUAGAAAAGUAGCGAGAGAUGACUUUUUGCAUGCAGACUUUGUAAUAGCACUUGACGCUAAAGAAUUAGUAACGAAUUAUAUGAUUGAAUCGAUGUUGCAGGCAGAAAAUAUGGAGCCUACAGGACCGGAUGGAACUCCAGGAUCAGGUGAUGGAGAUAUCACAACUCCUAAUCCAGAUGAACCAGAUUCUAGUAAUAUUGUUGCACUAAGUCUAGUUAUUAAAAUAUACCUAUGUAUUCAUACAUUAUGGACCCUAUUAUAG